AUGGGACCAGGAGGAAUGCCACCACAACCACCAGGAAUGCCACCAGCCAGUAUGCCUUAUGGUCAACCUGGCGGUGGAAUGCCGCCUGGACCACCUUAUAUGGGGAUGCAGCCACAAGGAAUGGCACCAGCAGGAAUGCCUUCAGGACACCCAGGAACUGCACAACCUAAUAUGAAUUUUGGGCCACCAGGUAUGAUUUUUACAGUUCAGAUUUUGCACAUUAAGGUUCAUUAUUCUCACAGUGUUAUGUCCUAAGAACGUACAACAUCUUUCCUUCUUUUUAUAAAUUGUGUGCCCUUUAGUGGACUUUUAAAUUUUUGUAGGUAUGCCUCCUCAAAUGGGAAUGCCACCAGGACCUCCAGUUACAGGACAACCCAAUAUGCCCUUUGCACCGCCAGGUAUGAGUACGCAGCCACAAGGAAUUCCACCAGGAGGGAUGCCUCAACCAGGAGGGAUGCUACAACCAGGUGGAAUACAUCCGUCAGGAGGAAUGACUCUACCAGGAGGGAUGCCUCCAGGCCCUCCAGGUUCAGAUCAACCCAAUAUGCCUUUUUUACCACCAGGAAUGAACAUGCAGCCACAAGGGAUGGCACCAGGAGGAAUGCCUCCACAGGGAGGUAUGCCUCCAGGCCCAGGACAGCCCAAUAUGCCGUUUGGGCCACCAGGUAUGAUUUUUUACUGAAGCUUUAUAAAUUUUACUAAAGGUUUAACAAAAACUACUGCAGAUUUUGGCAUGACGUAUACUGGCCUUUUGUCAACUUUGUAUUGUUUUAGGUAUGCUUGGACCACCUCAAAUGCCUCCAGGACCUCCCGGUAUGAUGCCAGGAGGAGCUCCAGGAAUGCAAAGACCGCAACAAAAAUUAGAUUCAAGCGCGAUGCCAUCGAUGGUUGAGGUAGUCCAAAGGGACCAAGCUGAACAUGGCUUUGAUCCUUUCCAAACCGGCUUUACGGAAGCCGUUCUCCCUCCUCUUGCUACUACAGACUUUACGGCUUAUGAUACGGGUAAGAGAGUUUUGUUGUUUUAUUUUGAUUUUUAGGUAAUGCUAAUCCGAAGUUCAUUCGUUCUUCUGUCUACACGAUUCCUGCGUCAAACGACAUGAUCAAGAGUUCUCAGCUGCCAAUCACUAUUUCUCUUACUCCCUUUUCCGAAUUGAAUCAAAAUGAGGUCAGUUGUAUUUCUAUUGCUUUGUUUUGUUAGAUUAACAUUUUUGCAAAAUUAUGGUUCUUUAAUUUAUUUUUAGGUAUAAAAUGAGAAUAAAACUUUGUUUUUAGCUUCAACCUCCAAUUGUUGACCUUGGCGAACUUGGUCCAAUUAGAUGUCAAAGAUGUAAAGCAUAUAUCUCCUCGUUCAUGGAGUUUAUUGACGGUGGUCGUCGCUUCCGUUGUCCUUUCUGUCACGCCACAACUCCAGUAGAAGAUGCAUACUUUGCACAUUUGGAUCAUACGGGUAAACGAACUGACGUUCAACAAAGACCCGAGUUGAUGUAUGGUUCGUACGAGUUUGUGGCCACCAAAGCAUACUGUAGCAAUAACUUGUUACCUCAAGAACCGGCGUUUGUGUUUCUGUUAGACGUGUCUUACAUCAGUGUUCGGUCUGGGCUGUUGGAUACCUUCUGUUCAAACAUUUUGGAGAUCUUGAAAGAGUUGCCAAAGUAAGUAAUGUAACUUUAAAAUAGAACAUGAGCAAAAUUUGAUACAUUACUGAACUAAAAUCUAAACUAUGUUUUCAGAGAUUUAAACCAACCUAAAGCAACCAUCAAGAUCGCGUUGGCAACAUACGACCAACAGAUUCACUUCUACGACCUGUCUUCCUCAUCUCAAACUCACAUGUGUGUGGUAUCAGAUAUUGAGGAUGUUUUUGUGCCGUUUGUGGAGGGAUUCUUUGUAGAUUACGAGACGGCUACUGUGAAUCUGGAGAGGUGUUUGAGAGAUAUUAAACAGACGUUUGCUGAUACCAGAGUAACUGAGACUAUCCUCGGCCCAACGAUAAAGGUGGGAUUGGAGGCAUUAAAAGCUGGUCGAAGAAGCGGAAAACUGUUCGUAUUCCACACUAACCUUCCAACCGUUGAAGCACCAGGAAAGUUGAAGAACAGAGAAGACAGAAAACUACUUGGAAGUGACAAGGAAAAGGUAAGUUAAUUUUAAAACAUGCCAAAAAUGACAUUUCGUUGUUUAAAAAGUUAUAUAAUGUUACCUAAAUUAUAUUCUUUUAGCAAGUAUUAUCUCCUGGAACAGAGUACUACAGUCAUUUGGCAGAAGAAUGUGUGAAAAGUGGUGUUGGUGUUGAUUUGUUCUUAUUCCCAAAUGCUCACAUUGAUUUAGCUUCGAUUGCCCCUGCAGCUACUAUCACCGGUGGCUCCAUCUACAAGUACCAGUACUUUGAUGUGAGUAUUCUUUUUGAUAAAGAUAAAGGUCUAAUUAUUAUUAUUUUAUGUUCAUAACUGUUUAGUUUAUUGUUCUUCUAUUUACAGUAUUAUAUUACAUUGUCUUAGGCCCACCGAGACGGUAAACGAUUCCUGGCCGAUCUACGUCGAGCUGUGUCAAGACCAGUAGCCUUUGAUGUCAUGAUGAGAGUGAGAACAUCGACUGGAAUAAGGCCGACCGGCUUCUUUGGAGCUUUCUUCAUGCAGAAUGUAACAGCGAUUGAAAUGGGCACAAUAGACGCAGACAAGUCGCUUCAGGUAGAGAUCAAGUACGACGACAAACUAAACGAGAACGACCGCGCCUACAUUCAAGUAGCCACGUUGUUCACAAGUCCUGGCGGUCAGAGAAGGUUGAGGGUACAGAACUUGACGUUGAAGGUAACGGCAGAUCACAUUGAAUUGUUCAAAUACGUUGACCACAAUGCUGUCGUGACACAUUUGUUUAAACAUUGUAUGUUUUACUGUCAUAUAGGUUAAUUGUUUAAGAAAGAGAGUAAUAUUGUUUGAUUUAGGCGAGAAGAUUGUCCGCGAACAAAGUCCGAAGGAUAUGAGAGACGAGAUCAUCAACAUAUCGGCUAAAAUACUGGCAGGCUACAGAGAGAAGUGCUCAGAAGGUUCUCCAAUUGGACAGUUGAUAUUGCCAGAAGCUCUUAAACUACUUCCACUGUUUGCUUGUUGUAUAUCGAAGAGCGAUGCCUUGGUGGCAGGAGGAGAGAUUACAGUAGACGACAGAGCGUGGAUGAUGCAUUUGGUACGAUCGAUGAAGCCGGAGGAGGUGACUCGAUUCCUGUAUCCGUUUGUGUAUCCUCUGACACAGAUUAAUGUGGAGAGUCUUUCUGAUAGAUUGCCAGUUAAUGUGAGAGCCAGUAUGCAGUACUUCCAGGCAACAGAAUCCUACCUUGUGGACAACGGAAUGGUCGCCUUCAUCUGGAUUGGACCUGAAGUGAACAAGGAGUGGCUUCAGAAUGUGUUCGGAGUUCACUCUUUGGAGAAUCUGGAUUCAGAAAAGGUCAGUAAGAUGAUAUAAUAUGGUCUUUUUCUGCUUUAAUAUAUGCAAACAUACACUAACAAUUUUAAAAUUUCGAUUUUAGUCUGAAAUCGCUCAGCGUGACAACCCAGAUUCCGCAGCUCUCCACAUGCUACUGGACAAGCUGAACAAACGACGUGCCCGAAUGCUGAAACUUGUCAUCAUCAAGCCCGGAGACGCCCUGGAGUCGUGGAUGAAGAAGUUCUUGGUGGAGGACAGAUAUGGCCAGAACAGUGUGUCCUAUGUAGAUUACCUGUGCGACGUCCACCGGGUCAUACGCCAACUCGUCUCGUAGAGGGUAUAUAUUAACUAUUUAAUGUGAUAGUGGUAGAUAUUUUAUUUUGUAAUCGACUAAUUUAUACUUGUGAUUCUAAUGGUAACGUUUGGUUAUAUUUAUUUGCUUCUAAAUAAACGGUUAUUUAAAUCAUUCUUUUGGGAAAUACGGUGCUCUCAAAUACCGUAUCGCUGCGUGUAUCUUGAAGGAUUCUGUUUUGCAUUCAAGGAUUCUCAAUAUUACACUUGUGACACGGUAAAAGAAAGUGCCUCCGGAAAAUACUCUCCUGAUAUAGUAAGCCUAAACUCUGUGCCACAAUACGUUACCAACCACCUGAAGAGAAUAAACGUGUUCAAGGAAGUCAGUGACAGUUCACUGUGCGUAUUAUGUAAGUUUAUAUUACUUAUAGAUUUAUUGUGAGAUGUUACUCAAUAAACCAUAUUCAGCCAUAAAAAGUAAAUGUCCGAACGAUUACGAGUUGUUCGAGGACUACUGCUACAAGCCUUUCACGGAAACGAAGUCCUUUGAUGAUGCUAGAAGACGUUGUCAGCAAGACGGUGGAGAGCUACCGAAAGUCGAAAGCGAUUCAGUCAACAAUAAACUUGCAGGUAAUAACAUCAAAUCCAAUCUGAUGCUUUAUAAAUAUACUUAUCACUCAACCAUAAAAAGUGACAGUUCUCUUUAUGUUAGGUUACGUUUAUGACAAAGUCCAGAAACCCGUUUGGCUUGGAAUAUACAAAAAGGGCCAGUACUGGAACUACGAUGACCACAAAGAUGAUCUUCCCUUUUACUUCAGAUGGAUGUUUCAAACAAAAGGUAACUAAUUAUAUAAAAGUAUCUACUAACUUGUUCAGGCAACACCCACGCCGUUCUUGAUCACGGUACCUAUGCCGGCUAUUGGAAGUCAGUAGGCUCUGCUGAAAGCCACAGUUUUGUGUGUCAAAUAUCAGCAUUUUAA
Bursaphelenchus okinawaensis is the source of this 4682-nucleotide messenger RNA. NCBI's taxonomy places the organism in Eukaryota, Metazoa, Nematoda, Chromadorea, Rhabditida, Aphelenchoididae. The record is from the annotation of a GenBank genome assembly.